Messenger RNA from Stegodyphus dumicola, 1142 nucleotides. RefSeq names its product protein ANTAGONIST OF LIKE HETEROCHROMATIN PROTEIN 1-like. NCBI's taxonomy places the organism in Eukaryota, Metazoa, Arthropoda, Arachnida, Araneae, Eresidae. The record is from RefSeq and is a predicted model, not a curated record.
UAUCAAAGAAACGGGAAGCAAAACGGAGCGGUUCUGAAAGGAAAUGGUGGGUUAGACCGAUUUACCUAAAUCGACAAGACCAAGGGGCGCAACAAAAUCUGAUAAACGAAAUGCGACUGCAGGAUACUGAGUCAUUUUUUAAUUUCUUCCGGAUGACUCCGCAAAAAUUUGAUGAAUUGUUAUCAGUUGUUGGUCCACGAAUUACAAUGAAGGCCACUUCAUUCAGGAAUCCCAUCUCUGCACAAGAAAGAUUAGCUAUUACCAUAAGAUUCUUGGCGAGUGGUGAUUCCAUGACCAAUAUCUCUUACCUGUUUCGUGUUGGGAAACCAACAGUUUCAAAAAUCGUUAGACAGGUGUGUGAUGCUAUAUGGGUUAACUUGUCUCCAGUGGUAUUAAAACCACCUACAACAGAAAAGUGGAGGAAAAUAGCUACUAUUAUAAACAAUGAGUGGGAAUUUCCAAACUGCAUUGGAGCUGUUGAUGGGAAACAUAUAGUAAUGCAGGCUCCUAAUUCUUCGGGGUCUGCGUUCUUUAACUAUAAAGGUUCCUUCAGCAUUGUUCUGCUUGCUGCAUGCGAUGGAAAAUACUGUUUUACUAUUGUCGACAUUGGCGGUUCUGGUAGGCAGAGUGAUGGUGGGAUUUUUCAUUCCUCAACUUUUGGUCAGGCUCUUAAGGAAUCACUGAACAUACCAAAGCCGGAAGCAGUAUGCCCUGGCAAAUAUUUGCCUUAUGUUUUUGUGGCUGAUGAGGCAUUUCCUUUGAAGAAAAAUUUAAUGCGACCAUUUCCUGGUCGCAACCUUGAUACACCCAAAAAAAUUUAUAAUUAUAGACUGUCUCGCUGCAGAAGAUUAAUUGAAAAUACGUUUGGAAUUUUUGCUUCACGUUUCCGGAUUUUCCGAAAACCAAUCAUUGGUAAAACAGAAACUGUGGAAAGUAUUGCAAAGGCUGCAGUUUGUCUUCACAAUUAUUUGAAAAUAUGUGAUGACAUGUUGCCAAUUGCAAAAAGAAAAUAUUGUCCAUUUGGUUUUGCUGAUUUUGAAGAUCAUGAAGGGACUUUUCAUGAUGGACAAUGGAGAUCAUAUGGUACAGGUAACAUGUAUGCCAAAGAACCAUUUGACAGAUGGCGCAAAAACCAAAGAUGA